UUCGGCUUCUGACUUGGAUUCUAUGCCUCUGGAAUCAGAUGUGUGUGGCAUUCUACCACUGCAGCUGAAUGAUGAAAAGGAGGGGGAACUUGAUUCUACUGAGGAAUUCGCCGAUUAGAGUGCCUUGCUAAGCCAAUCUUGGAAGAUAUUGCCAGCCUUGUACAGAAGGGUAGCCAAGGCAAAAUGAUUCUAUUUAGCUGAGCUUUUGAAGACGAGCAGUGGAAUAAUGUUCAUAGCCACUGAACUUAAAAACUGAGUUAACUAGAAGAAAGCUAAGGGACUUCUUUUAUGAAGGAAGUGGGAGACUGAGAAGCAGCAUUGAGUUUUUUGGCAGUAGAAUGGACUUUAUAGUUAGUGAUUCCAUUGUAUUCAAUGAAAAUAAUUUGAUUGCUGAAGAUAUCUCUAAACUAGAAGAUGCGUUUAAGCAGCUAUUGUCAUUUUUCAGUUUGAGGCUACUGCUUCAUCACCAGUCUGCAGUUGAUGCUGAUUAAUUGGAAGGGUCUGUGACAUCUUUAUCAAAUUUGGAUGAUUAUGAUUCUUCUAAAUAUCUAGUUCGGAAGAAGGUUCAAGAAUCCUUGGAAAACUUAAAGGAGGAGGCAGUUGUUCCUAAAAGUGCAGGGAAAUGGGUUUGUGGACAUUACUUGAGGGGUUCCUGCUUCUUGCAAAUGCACUAGCAAUACUAAAUGAGGACCGAUUUCUGGUACCUAAAGGAUGGGGCUUAUCUGAUUUUUCAAGUGGCAGGACAAAAUAUUUCAAAGGCGAGCUCAUAGGUCUUAUUUACGCAACUCAAUACCUAAAAGUUCCUCUCAUACUUCUCAACUCCAUCUGCAUCAUUUUGAAAUUUAUUUAUGGAUAAUGCCUAGCAAGGACUUACCAACUGAAUCUGAAACUGUGAUCCCCUAUGUUCACUCCAUGAAACAAGCUCACAAGAUUUUGAGGACAGUUAUAAGCCCAAGACUGAUUUGCUCAAAGCUGUUGCGGUAUUUGCAGCAGCUGCAACUGGGGCAGUGGCAAUUAACCAUUCUUGGGUGGCCACAAAUCAGGAUCUUGCCAUGGCAUUACUAUUUGUAAUAGGAUAUGUAGGCAUCAUAUUUGAGGAAUCUCUAGCUUUCAACAAAAGUGGAGUAGGACUUAGUAUAGUUGAACAAUACAUUGAGUUUAUGUUUUGAAUUAUAGUUAAUGUAUCAACACACUUUGAUGUAUGGUUGUUACUUAUUAUUAUAGUUGA
Messenger RNA from Arachis duranensis, 1228 nucleotides. RefSeq lists its product as uncharacterized. The record is from RefSeq and is a predicted model, not a curated record. Bases 623 to 856 code for a protein of 77 amino acids. Gene Ontology annotation, biological process: endoplasmic reticulum to Golgi vesicle-mediated transport. The transcript is spliced from 6 exons. NCBI's taxonomy places the organism in Eukaryota, Viridiplantae, Streptophyta, Magnoliopsida, Fabales, Fabaceae. Gene Ontology annotation, cellular component: Golgi membrane; COPII-coated ER to Golgi transport vesicle; endoplasmic reticulum membrane.